Marchantia polymorpha subsp. ruderalis is the source of this 5841-nucleotide messenger RNA. Lineage: Eukaryota; Viridiplantae; Streptophyta; Marchantiopsida; Marchantiales; Marchantiaceae. The record is from the annotation of a GenBank genome assembly.
GGGGACGGGGAGCAGAGCACGUAGGGCUCGAGGGCGCUGUGCAGAAGAAGGUCGACGGUGCAGGGCGCAGAACAAAUUGCGAGGCUCCGAGUCUAGAGCCCUUUCCGAUCCAAUGAGUUCUCGCGGCUAGGCAGCCGAGCUCGCUUUCGCUCGUUGCAUUGCAUGGCUGCUUGCGGCCUCCCUCCGUCGUCUUCUUCGUCGUCGUCGUGUCUCGAACUCGGCUCCUCGUCGAGGGGUCAGCAGGAAUCUCCCAGAUACUGCCAUCCAUGCCUGAGCGUGAUCGACACUCCCCUGCCGAGCAUCUCUGCGGCCCGAGAUUCUGGAGUGGCUCUGCGCUGCGCUGUGCUGUGCGAGAGAGCGAGCGGUAGCCGACGCGCGGGACUCUGAGAAUCGGGAUUGCGAUUUGAGUGUGAGCGGGACGCGAAUUUUGAGUGAGCGAGGAUGGGAGUGCAGGGGUUAUGGGAGCUGUUGACUCCAAUCGGUCGCCGGGUUUCGGUGGAUUCUCUCGGGAACAGAAAGCUGGCCAUCGAUGCAAGCAUAUGGAUUAUCCAAUUUAUGAAGGCAAUGCGCGACGAGAACGGAGACAUGGUCAGAAAUGCCCACCUCCUCGGGUUCUUCCGGAGAAUUUGCAAGCUUCUCUUCCUGCGCAUAAAGCCGGUCUUUGUGUUUGAUGGGGGAACACCACUUCUGAAACGAAGGACCGUGAUUGCCAGACGCAAGCAGCGGGAAAGUGCGCAAUUCAAAAUUCGUAAGACUGCUGAGAAGCUGCUUCUAAACCAUAUCCGGUCACGUAAAUUGGAGGAGUUAGCUUCUGAAAUCAACUCUGGUCCACGAAAGCCUCCAACCCAAGUUCCAAGCCAAGUAUCAAGUCAGGUCGUUGAAACAGAUGUCAAGCCAGUCUCAGCGGACGCAUUUCAAACAUCACCUGGGUCGGAACAUCAGUUAGAUGCACGGGGCUUGUCUUUCAGAGAACGAGCUGAUCAGGAAGCUGCAGAUGCUCUGCUUGCAGCAUCAUUAGCAGCAGAAGACAGUCAGUCUGCGCAGGCUGACAGAGAUCCAGCUGAAGAAAUUAUUGAAGCGAGCGAUGGGGAUGAUGAUGUGGAGGAGCUUGUUCUGCCUUCCACUGUGAAGGGACUCGAUCCUGCCGUCUUGGCGUCUCUACCCGCUUCGAUGCAGUUGGAGCUACUAGUCCAGAUGAGGGAACAACUUGUUGCUGAAAAUAGGCAAAAGUUUCAAAAAGUAUCCAAGGUGCCCGCGUCAUUUUCUCAGCUACAAAUUCAAGCUUACUUGAAAACUGUAGCAUUUAGAAGGGAGAUAACUGAAGUUCAGCGAGCUUCGGGUGGUGUGGGAGUAGGAGGUGUUCCCACAACUCGAAUUGCAUCCACCUCUGACCGGGAGUUCAUUUUUUCGAAUUCCUUUCAAGGCGAGAAACCAGCACCGAGCACUGUUGAAAAACAGAGACGUGGAAGAAGCGGAGUAGCAAAGGAGAUUCCUGGUUCAUUUCUGGGAUCAAAGUCAACUUUGUUUUCCUCUAUGACAGAGACUCAGAAGAGUCCUCUAGAGGUGAUUCCCGAAGAAGGUGUGGUCUCAUUGGUCUCUACACAAUUGAGUGAAGAACCUGACACAAAUUCCAAUAGUUCCGUUCAUACUUAUGUUGAUGAUAGGGGGCAUGUUCGUGUAAGCAGAGUGAGGGGUAUGGGAGUGCGCAUGACAAGAGACCUUCAGUGGAAUUUGUACCUGAUGAAGGAUACAGAGGCAAGAAAAACUUCAGAUAAUGGACUUUCAUCCGAACCACCAAUCAUCCCCUCAAACUUUGUAGCAGAUUCACCUACAUCAACAGUAAAUAAUGUUAUGGACUGUUCGGCUAGUCAACAGGGGCUACAAAUUUCCUUUGUCGAUGACGGAAAUUCUGAUUUCAGCAAAGAUGGAGAUCUUUUUGAAGAACUGGUCAUGUUGAAUGGAAAAGGUGAACAUGUGACCAAUUUACAAGGUUCCAGUUUUCCAGCAACUAAUAAACAAACGAUGGCUACAAUCACUGAAGAGGACGAGGACUAUGAGUGGGAAGAAGGUGGCGUGGAGAAAAGCUUGGACUGCUGUGUUGUGGAGGAAAAGGCUGAAGUUCAUCAAGUUUUAGAAGGCUCAACGCUGGCCUCUACUCGCGAGAAUGAGAGUAGCGGACACGUUGUGAGGGACCACACAACGUGUCCUCACCCUCUUCAUAUCCCUUGUGUGGUCCCACACAAGGAAUAUGAAGAGGGGCAAGAUGAGCAGUGGGAUGAUGGUGGACUGGAUAAGGGUGUUGAUUACAGUGUAGACUACAGUGUUGUUGAGGACAAAGACUUGGCUGAAGCAAUGAAAUUAAGUCUGAUGAUGCAGGACGAACAUGUGAAUACUGAAGAGCCUAAUGAUCAUAUCAUCAUAGAAGAUGGACCAAGCAGUGAUGAGAGUGAAGUGGAAUGGGAAGAUGGUACAGGAGCUGUUACUGUAACAGGUUUUGACGCAGUCAGUGGAAAUACUGAUACGAACACGAUCGAGUUAGGUCCUUCAGAAGAAGCUCAAAUACAAGAGGCCAUCCGUCGAAGUUUGGAGGACUUCUGUCCUCCAGCGAAAAUGUCAGCCCGGCUUGUGAUCAAAGAGCCUUCUGAGGACUAUUCAAGUUUCACUUGUCAUCUACCUAAGGAGGCUGGGAUUGUCUCUCCGUUGCAACGAGCGGAAGAGGAGUCAGAGGAAGUAUACCUUGCCCGUGAACGAACGAGAAAAGGAAAGGCACUUUUAGGAGAGGAGGAAAACGUAUCACGGCUUUAUGCAUCUAACAUACCGAAAGUUAUAUCGGAAGAAUUGGAACACCAUCCUGAUGCAACCAUCUUCAAGGCUUGUAACGAGGAUGCACUCCAAACGGUAGCCAGAGUUAUUGAGAAAAACUCGAACCACCAUGAGAACCAAGUGGGAGAAAUUAGACCGGCGCCUUCCAUUGCUGUCAAGGCCGAACCGAUUGAAGAGGAACAUGCAUUCGUUUGUAAUCCAGUCUGCGAACAGGUUGUAAUCAACCAUGGGGCAUCUGCUCAAGCUAUUUCAGAAAGUGUCUUACCUGGUGCAGGAGGCUGGAAAGUUUCGCCCGUCUCAACUGCUGACACCACCGUUCCGAAUCCUUCAAACAAGAACACGCUUGUUGAGCAAAGUUCAGCGGCGGAGGUUUCCUAUCAUCCAAGUGAUGUCGCCGCUGAGGUGACGUCCAUGGACACAGAAGAUUCCAAGACAGGAAUUCUUAGCCAUUUCGCCGGAACGUCUACCAAAGCUCCAGUUUAUCCUUCUGAGUCUUUGCCCACUAGUGAGGCCGAACUGUUGAGGGAUGCUGAAGAGAUGGACAUUGCGAAGGAGAGAGAAGAAUUACGACUUAAAGAAGCCCAGCUCCACAUAGAGAGAGAACAGUUGGCCAGGGAGGAAGAAGAGCUGCAAGCGGAACUUCAAGCCGAGAGAGAAGAGAUUCUUGCUGGGUUGGACAGAGAAAGGGAGCUUCUUGAGCGCGAGGAGAUGGAACUGCGUGCUACUAAAAAGAAGAACGAAAGGAACGCAGAAUCUGUGACGAGUGAGAUGUUUACAGACGUUCAGGAACUUCUGCAGUUGUUUGGUUUACCCUACGUGGUCGCCCCUAUGGAGGCAGAGGCACAGUGUGCUUUCCUAGAUACCAUCAACCUUGUUGAUGGUGUUGUAACUGAAGAUUCAGAUGUAUUUUUAUUUGGUGGCCGAAAUGUCUACAAGAAUCUCUUUGAUGAUAGAAAAUAUGUGGAAACGUACUACAUGAAGGAUCUGGAAUCUGAAAUGGGUAUGACUAGGGAGAAGUUGAUAAGAAUGGCAUUGUUGUUGGGAAGUGACUAUACAGAGGGAAUCAGUGGGAUCGGUAUCGUCAAUGCGAUUGAGGUGGUGAAUGCUUUCGAAGAAGAGGAUGGCCUUCAGAGGUUUAAGGCGUGGCUGGACUCCCCAGACAUGUCUCUUUUUAACCAAGUUUAUGUGCAGACUAAGGUUAAAGGCGACGGUAAAGUAGGACGAGCUAAGGGCAAGGCCUUGGAAGGUGAAGGUGAGCAUAUUGAAGAGGAUGAAGUCUGUGAAGGUGGUGAUCUGGAUGAGACGGAAGACUCCAAGUUCACUCCUCGGCAGCGUAUCUUCAUAAGCAAGCAUAGAGUUGUCAGCAAAAAUUGGCACAUACCUGAUUCGUUUCCAAGUGAAGCUGUCGUAUCGGCUUACAUCAGUCCUAUGGUCGACAAGUCAAAGGAAACCUUCUCUUUUGGAAGACCAGAUCUUGAAGCCCUGCGCAGGUUUUGUUACGAGAAAUUUUCUUGGGGGAAAGACAAAGCAGAUGAACUGCUCUUGCCUGUUUUGAAGGAACAUGAUCGUCGUGAGACUCAAACCCGAAUGGAUUCCUACUACCACUUCAGUCAACGAUUUGCAAAAAUUCGAAGUCGCAGAAUACAGAAAGCUGUAACGGGAAUCACCGGCCGUCGUUCUGAUGAGUUGAUGGAUCUGCCACCUCAUCUAGUCGUGCAGAAGAAGAGCACGAAAAAGAGAAGUAAUAUUACCAAAACGAGUGAGCUUGAUGAUGAAAUCAACAGAUUAUCAGAAAUCAAUCAAAUGUCUCCUCUGCUUGAUGAAGAACCAGCUACUACAGAGGAUGGAGCUGUGGCUGGGGUGGCAAGAGUUGGGAGAGGUCGAAGAGGUAGAGGUCGUGGUCGGGGUCAACAUCUGUCGACUGCGGGAGAAGUCGAAGACGAGGGAAAUGAUGGAGAAGAUGUACCAAGCAUCACGAAUCGGAAAUCUCGUGGUAGAGGUAGGGGUAGGGCAAGAGAAACCGGAAAGAGUAGUACGAGUGGUAGGAGCAAACCCACGGGUAGGGGCAGAGGCAGGGGUAAGGGGAAGGCCAGGGAGAACGUCAGUGAGGCUGAUGCGAGUGCAAGUGACGAAGUAACAGAAGACUUGAUGGGAGAAGUCGAAUCAUUGAAGAGAAAAGCCAGUCAGACAUCCCAAGCACUCCGAAGAUCCACAAGACCACGCUCCGAAGUAAAUUACAUGCUGGAAAAUUCUGAUGAAGAAGCAUGUGGUGCCUGUUCUGAUGGAGAAGAACUCCAAGCAUCAAAGCAACAUGAAAAUGCGACAAUGCGUGAGAUUAGAGAUAUUCCGUAUGUUCAAGGUGCACACGCCUCUUCAUCUGGACCUCCUAAGGGAGUGUCCCACAUGGAUCUCGACAGACCUGUUAGUGAUGGACCUUCUAAAGAGUAUGAAGUUGGUGGAGGAUUUUGUCGGGAAGACGGUGAAGGUUGUGAAGAAGCCGGACAGCUACAUUUUGAGAUGGAAGAGCCUGCCUAUUUAGCGAGUGGGGGUGGUUUUUGCAUGGAUGAAGAAGAGGAAACUCCGAAAGAUUUUGAUGGUUUAUUGGCAGGAGACAAAAUCCAAGAACAGCAGCAAGGUUUUACUCUGGAGGAUGGAUUUUGCCUGGCAGAGGAUGAAGAGGAGGCUUUAGCUAGGGCAAGUGAGAUUGCCGAAGAGAAUUAUCUAAAUCAGCUGAGAAGGAUGGAAAGUCAAGAACAAAGCAGGACCCUAGAUCCAGAAGUUCCUAGUGUAUGUAGUCAAGUUACUGAUGAUGUCUCACCACCAGUUAAACAGCUUGAUGAAAAUGGUGAAGCCUUAGAGUUGGGGUUGAGGGCAAUGCCUUUGAUGAGAAGAAAAAAACGCAAGAGUGGAUAAUAAUCACCUCCACAGAGGAGUACUAUUAUCAUGUCAAAUAUGUACAAAUCUCGAAAUAAUGUGAAUUUGAGAGAUCCGAUGGACAGAGGAACUUUUAACGAAUCA